AUGCUUGAAUAUGAGAGUGACGUAGUGACUGAAAACUCUAGCAUGAGCUACUAUUUAGAAUUACAGGAUAUUCAGUAUUUCAUUGAUAUCGAGAACUGUGUCAUUAUCUUUUAUAUUGUUUUUUCUAUCAUACUAUCAAUAGUUUUAAAAUGGAAGUGUAAAGUAUUUGAAUCCAGCAAUCAUUUUACUCUCAUAUUUUACUUCUGCACUGCGGUAGUCAUUCUUGGGAGCUUGUUGUAUACUGUCACCACAUUUACCCUACUGUAUUUCAAAAGUAUCAGACACAUCUUCUUGAUUAUGUUUCUUUUUAUUCAAAUGGCGUUGAAGUUUUGCGCUCCUUUCAUCUCACCAGUUAUCACCACAAUGACAUUUCUUUACUCUUUCUCUUUUGUUUUUCAGAGAACUGAAACUUUGAAAACAGCAUUUCAAUCGAAAACUGGAUCUCGAACCAUUUGGAUAAUAUCUUCAGUGUAUGGGUUGUGGGUCCACCCUUUUAAUAGCCACAAUAAGAGUGUGCUAUAUUAUGACACCAAUCACUAUUUGUAUCAGCUGAUUUCUAUAAAUCUAUUUGAUUGUUUUAUAAUACUUUGUACAACAAUACUGGUUGGUAUCAAACUUUUGAAUGUUUACAAACACCCGAAACAUCUUUCAAAUUAUGAAAUUGCAAGUUUAAUUCAUGUUACUGUAAUAUUAUUCUUUCAACACAUUUUAUUUAUAUUCAACCUAGUUAUGCUAAAUAGCUCUAAUGUGGAAAGAUUGGAAAGUUUGAAAAACGUUCUUAUGGAAAAACGCGGCACCUGGCAAAUUUUUUGCAUAUUUGGCCCAUUUUCUUAUCCAUAUUCAAUUCUGUCCAAAGUUUACGGUGACAAUGAAGAUAAUGAUGUAGAAGCAGAAGAAUAUACUGAUAUUCGAUUCAUCAGAGAAAGAGAUCAUACUCAUUCACCAUCCGCCAAAAUGAACUGCGAACGAGAAAAAGGGGACUGGGGAAGAAGCAAAAGUGCUUGUGUUUCCUUUUAUAGUUUUCUUUUAAUAAUUCUUUUCAUAAAACAUUCAAAUUCAUCAAACUCUUCUAGAGGAGGAGAUCUUCUUUCACUUCAGCGGCUUGAUGUACGGUCCUUCAUUGCUUCGUCGUCACCUAUAACGCACCUCCCGCAAACACUCUCACGAGAUGUUGCGGACAUUCAAAUCUGA
Molecule: messenger RNA, 1191 nt
Organism: Caenorhabditis briggsae
Lineage: Eukaryota; Metazoa; Nematoda; Chromadorea; Rhabditida; Rhabditidae
Exons: 7
Coding region: 1-1191 (396 amino acids)
Source: RefSeq, a predicted model, not a curated record